UCCGAGAUAAAUGAAACGUAUGGAGGGCGCAUGUGUCAAUCAUCGAUUUUUCCAAUGGCGUCACUGUAAGUCGAAGGUCAAGAGCGAAGCAGCAUGGCCGCUCUGUUACGGAGCUCGCGCUGUCUAGCUGGAAAGUGUCAUAAUCAUGUCUACGCCGCGCAGGUUUGCAUCAGGUCCAUGGCCUCUAAAACCCACGUGGGCUUCAUUGGCCUGGGGAACAUGGGAAACCCAAUGGCAAAGAACCUCAUGAAACAUGGAUAUCCAGUGAUAGCCUCAGAUGUAUUUCCAGAGUCCUGCAAAGAGCUACAGGAGCUAGGAGCUCAGAUCCUGGACAGCCCCGCGGAUGUGGCAGACAAAGCAGAUCGCAUCAUCACAAUGCUUCCCUCCAGCCCCAACGUUAUUGAUGUGUACACAGGCCCAAACGGCAUCCUGAAGAAAGUGAAGAAGGGGUCCCUCCUCAUUGAUUCCAGCACUAUUGAUCCAGCUGUCUCCAAGGAAAUGGCAGCUGCCGCAGAGAAACUGGGAGCUGUUUUCAUGGAUGCCCCAGUGUCUGGAGGUGUUGGUGCUGCCGCUUCAGGUAAGCUCACCUUUAUGGUUGGUGGGCCAGAGGAGGAGUUCAAUGCAGCCAAGGAGCUCCUGACCUGUAUGGGCGCUAAUGUGGUGUACUGUGGCCACGUUGGCACCGGACAGGCUGCUAAAAUCUGCAACAAUAUGCUGUUGGCCAUUGGGAUGAUUGGAACAGCGGAGACCAUGAAUUUGGGAAUCAGAUUAGGGCUUGACCCGAAACUUCUGGCGACGAUCUUGAACAUGAGCUCUGGCCGCUGCUGGUCGAGUGACACAUACAACCCUGUCCCAGGGGUGAUGGAGGGAGUGCCCUCCGCAAACAACUACCAGGGUGGCUUCGGAACUACACUCAUGGCCAAGGAUCUGGGACUUGCUCAGAAUACAGCAACUAACACAAAGACACCAGUGCCGUUGGGCUCUCUGGCCCAUCAGAUUUACCGUAUGAUGUGCGCACGCGGCUACGCCAGCAAAGACUUCUCAUCUGUCUUCCAGUUCCUUCGUGAAGAGGAGGGCCAGUAGACGGCAACCCUCUCUGCCCCUUCGGCAGCCUUACCCAGCACUGCCUGCCUUUCACAUGACCCGACAUGCAAAACUGUGACCCAACUACGUGAUUUCAUUGGCAUGCAUGUGCUGGGAGCCAUAAAUGAGUGAGCGAGGGAGUGAAUGAAUACAUAUGUGGAUUGGAUGAUAGUGGGAAAGAGCUGUUCAUUUUGUUAGUGUGUGUGUAGCAUGUGAGUUUCUGUUGGAAUCAUGUUACUCGUACAAUUAGUAAUCCACCAAUCAGUUGAUGAGAUGCUAUGAAUUUAAUGUUCUGAUUUUUUGCUCGCCUUCUUUGCGGUUCUGCAGGCUAACGAAAGAUUAAAAAUGUGUCAUUUAAUUCUCACCAAUCACUAACCCGCAAGACUCCGAUUAGCCGUUACACUCCAUUUCUUUGCAAAUGUACAAUUUCAGUUUUUGUGUCCUUUGUGUAUCUGUCUUGUUAAUGGUGUUGGAUAUACAUGUGUAUUUAAACACCUGGCAAUUAAAGUAGGAAAUGUGUGUAUCUUCAAUGUUAGGAGUGUGGCGUGUUGAUACACAGUGAUAUAACACUUAUUGUUCAUGGACGUGGUGUUGUCGGGGCACUAAGAUGACUUUAUAAUCGUGUAGGUAAUCCUGAUAAAAGCGGAUAACCAGUUAACAAUGACGCAACACGGUGCAUAUUUUUACCUGGUCUCCUCCCUCUUUCCAAGGUCACACAGUGGAAUGUAUUUUUUAUGCUUCUUUAUGAAGCUUCACCUUGAAUUCAGUGCACAAUAAAAAUUAGUCAUCUACAAA
Carassius gibelio (silver crucian carp) is the source of this 1878-nucleotide messenger RNA. Its product is annotated as 3-hydroxyisobutyrate dehydrogenase, mitochondrial-like. Bases 94 to 1083 code for a protein of 329 amino acids. The record is from RefSeq and is a predicted model, not a curated record. The transcript is spliced from 8 exons. NCBI's taxonomy places the organism in Eukaryota, Metazoa, Chordata, Actinopteri, Cypriniformes, Cyprinidae. Gene Ontology annotation, molecular function: NAD binding; 3-hydroxyisobutyrate dehydrogenase activity; NADP binding. Gene Ontology annotation, cellular component: mitochondrion. Gene Ontology annotation, biological process: L-valine catabolic process.